Frankliniella occidentalis (western flower thrips) is the source of this 2565-nucleotide messenger RNA. It is a transcript of the gene fu, whose product is annotated as serine/threonine-protein kinase fused. Gene Ontology annotation, molecular function: ATP binding; protein kinase activity. Gene Ontology annotation, cellular component: cytoplasm. NCBI's taxonomy places the organism in Eukaryota, Metazoa, Arthropoda, Insecta, Thysanoptera, Thripidae. The record is from RefSeq and is a predicted model, not a curated record. The transcript has 11 exons. Gene Ontology annotation, biological process: protein phosphorylation. The coding region runs from base 31 to 2244 and encodes 737 amino acids.
GCCUACAUCGUUAUUAGUAUCCUCAUUAAAAUGGAUAAAUACAAAAAAAUAUCGGUCAUUGGGCAAGGCUCUUACGGUAUUGUUUACAAAGCCGAAGUAAAAAGUUCCAAGCAAAAUGUUGCACUCAAGGUUAUAACAAAGCGCCAAAAAUCUCUAAAAGAAAUUCAGAAUCUACGUCAAGAAUUUGAAAUCCAGCGCAACCUCUGUCAUCCCAACAUUAUUCGCAUGUUAGAAUCCUUUGAAACUGAAGAUGAUAUCAUCGUUGUGACAGAGUUUGCACCUCAAGAUCUCUCUCAGUUGCUAAAGGAUAAUGGGCAUCUUCUUGAGAAUAGAGUUAAAGAAAUUGUAUGUGAUUUACUAUCUGCUCUUUACUACUUACAUUACCAUAGAGUUUUGCAUAGGGAUUUGAAACCUCAAAAUAUUUUAGUUGAAGCUGAUGGCACUGCUAAAUUGUGUGAUUUUGGAUUUGCAAGAAGUAUGAGCAUUGAUACUUAUGUGUUGACAUCUAUCAAGGGAACUCCCUUGUACAUGGCACCUGAAAUUAUUUCGCAAUGUCCAUAUGACCACAGUGCAGAUCUUUGGUCUCUUGGGUGCAUUGUUUAUGAAUGUUUAGUUGGCUCUCCUCCUUAUUACACUGACGCUUUGCUUCGUUUAGUUAGUUUAAUUCAACAGGAGAUAAAGUGGCCAACAUUUUUAUCUCCAGAGUGUUUAUCCUUUUUACAUGGUUUGUUGCAAAAAGAUCCCUCCAAACGUCUUUCUUGGCCAAAUUUACUUCAUCAUCCAUUUGUUGACUUUUCUAAAAUUAACUUAGCAAAUAUUCCAUCAAACGCCACUGUUGUUGUACCACUUACUCAUCCAUUAACUGCCUCUCAGGCUUUGGCAAGGGAAAAACAGAAGAAAGAUUUGAUAUGCCAUGUUGCAGGAAAACCAAGAAAAUAUGCAGAGUCUGCAAAAUACUUAGAACAACAGGAGAAUAAACGUAAGGUUUUGCAAGAGCUGCAGAUGCAUUCAAAGUCAAGAGUUUGCAGAGAAAGUCCUGAACAAGUACAUAGUGAUCAAAACUUACCUCGAUCAACCAAAAUUUUAGUAAAUAACAUAAUUGGUGCCAAUGGCAAUGUAUCUCCUAAUAUGAUUUCUUCUCCUGACAAUGCCAAAUGUACUUCUGGUGUGCAAACAAAUGACCCCAUGGGAAAAGAAACUGAAGACAUCUCCUCUCCAGUAGCUGUCAUUCAAAGAGAUGUGGAAUGCCCCUCUGCUCGUGUAACUAUUAAUGGAGAACUCAAUGAUGAGAGUGCUGAGUUAUGCAACCUAUCUCAAAAUGACAUCAAGUCAGCAAAAAGUGGUGGUCAAUCUCUUUUAAGCUGGAUGUCUGAAAAUAAUCCACAGCCUAUCGAAUGUGAAGAAUGGCUAUUCUUCCUUCAAAAGACAAUGGAAGAAGUUAUGGAGGGAGAGAUAGAUGUUAUGACUCAAGAAAAUUUUGUUGCCAUGCUUGUUGCACCAUUGCACAACCCCCACGCUUCAAGUAAAGUUAUUGAGUAUGUAGCAAAUUUAUUAUCCCUUCCUUUUGUUGUGAAUGGCAUUAGUAAUGAUGCACUGACCAGGAUAAAAGAAGUAUAUCGCAUUGUAAAGGCAGUUCCUAAUCUUGUUUAUGCAUCCAACUUACUUACAAGACAGAGGAUUUGUGAUGCUGAAACUGACUCGGAAGAUACACAUUCAUUGCGGCCAGUAUCUGGCUUAGGAGCAGAUGAACUUCAUGCAAUGGAAUGCAUCUAUCUGUUGCUUUGUAAUCUUACGCACAUGUGGGACUACUUUUUGGCCCAAUUUUGUGAUGCUGUUGUAAUUCUGGAUGGAAUAGCUCUUCUCCAACAAUUCUUAUUAGUAGGUCGUAGGAAACCUCGUAUAGUGGCUGAUCUCCUUGCAAUUCUUGCCCAUAUUUUGAGGAGAUUGCCUGAAAAUGCAAGUCUUGUUGAGGAAAUUGUGCUUUCCCCAGCUCAAAGAGAAAAGGGAAAAGAUCUGAGCAGUAUUCUCAAGAAUAAGUGCCCACUGAUAAAAUCAAGAUGCUGUCACCUUCUUCGACUACUUGGCCGUUGUUCCUGCAGAGCUCUACAAAAUGCAUGGACCUCACAGUUACGAUCAGACCUGGAGAAGCUUCUUGAAGAUUCAAGUGAUUUAGUGCAAGAGGCUGCAGAAGAGGCUGUGAAUAGACUUAAAGUAUUAGUCUUUUAUGAAACAUGUAAACGAUGACAUUCUGUGAUAUGAAGUAUCAAUAUGUUUUAUUCUACCCAUGUGAUUUACAGUUUUAUCAUUCUAUUAUCUAGUUUUUCUAUGUUUUGUAGUUGGAUCCUAGGAACAAGAGCUAAAAGUGCUGAGACUAUUUUUCAUUUUUCUCUUAAUUUAUCUGUCUCUAUAAAACUAAACUUUAUGUAUGCUAUGAAAUUUGCUAAUGUAUUCCCAUAGAAGUUCUUUUAUCACCUAUGUCACCAAAUUCACUUUACAAUAUUUAACUUCCCCUCACAAAUCCACUUUAAGUAGCUAAAGAAAUAAAAAAUUGUGUUCAUGGAUAUA